CUUGGUUCGUACGUUUCAACAAUUUCGGGGUAGCUUAACUUAUUCUAGAGAGAGAGAGAGAGAGAGAGCAGAAGAAGAAGAAGAGGGAAACAAGCCCCUUGCAUUUCUCAUGAACUGUGGAGUCGUGCUGGGUUUCUAUUGUUGGGGUUGGGAGUUCUUAACGGCCCUUCUUCUCUUCUCCUCAUCCCCUUGUUAUCUUCCUAAAUCUUCUUCUUAAGUCUUCUCAAUCCUUGUUAGCUAGCCUCAUCUUCUUGUUUCGAUCCAGCACAAUCCCUAGCUGUCUUAUCUCGAAGUUUCAUUCCAUCAAUGGAGGGUGUGUGUGAUCAAAAGGGUCUGUUGGAAUACGUGAGGAAGUCGAGCCCGCCGCCUUUCUUGUUGAAGACGUACAUGCUGGUGGAGGAUCCGGCAACGGACGACGUCAUAUCGUGGAACGAGGACGGGUCUGCGUUCGUGGUGUGGCAGCCGGCCGAGUUUGCCCGAGAUCUCCUCCCAACUCUCUUCAAGCACAGUAACUUCUCUAGCUUUGUCAGGCAGCUAAAUACCUACGGAUUUCGAAAAGUUGCAACAAGCCGGUGGGAGUUUUGCAACGAUAAGUUUCGAAAGGGUGAAAAGGAUCAUCUAUGUGAAAUCCGACGUAGAAAAGCAUGGGCGAACAAGCAACAGCCAAAUGCGGCGCUAGCUCAAGGCCAAGUAGCAGCAGAAGAUGAUCAGUCUGAUGAAGACCAUGAAAGGUCUUCCUCGACUUCUUCUUCGUCCGAGUACAGCUCUCUUAUUGAUGAAAACAAACGGCUAAAGAUGGAAAAUGGAGUUUUGAGCUGCGAGCUUACGAGCAUGAAAAACAAGUGCAAGGAGCUUCUCGAUUUGGUGGCCAAGUAUGGCCGGGAUUCGGAGAGAGGUAAAGAAGAAGACGACCAGAGGCCAAAGCUGUUUGGGGUGAGAUUGGAGGUUGAGGGAGAGAGGGAAAGGAAGAGAAAGAGGGCAGAGAUACUCAGUGAGAGCGCAAGCAUUUUACUAUCUCAAGCAUGCAAAUAAAAUGUUGCAUAUAAUCAAAGCAAGACUACAUAUAUGAUCUACUUAAAAUCAAGUGGCUUAUAGUUGGAGUACGUAACAUAUAUUACCAGAAUCUAUGCAUAUACGCAUGAAAUGUUUGUAUCUAGCAAGAUCUGCAAAUGUUUAUAUAUGCAUUACUUAAUUAGUAGAAUCGAUCAAAGGUGAUAUAAACAGGCACAAGCCAAUGAAAUAUCACCAGUAUUAAUCAAACAUGCUUUAUUUAUUUA
Messenger RNA from Rosa chinensis, 1277 nucleotides. Its product is annotated as heat stress transcription factor B-3. The record is from RefSeq and is a predicted model, not a curated record. Gene Ontology annotation, cellular component: nucleus. Gene Ontology annotation, biological process: regulation of transcription by RNA polymerase II. Gene Ontology annotation, molecular function: DNA-binding transcription factor activity; RNA polymerase II cis-regulatory region sequence-specific DNA binding. Lineage: Eukaryota; Viridiplantae; Streptophyta; Magnoliopsida; Rosales; Rosaceae. Bases 307 to 1032 code for a protein of 241 amino acids. The transcript has 2 exons.